UUUGAUGUAUUACUAGUCCUAUGGGUAAUAUCCCUGUAGAUACCACUGAAGACAUGCUGACUCUUUUAUUGAGAGAGUUUGGAUCAAUUGUUGACUUUAGAUUUUUUAAUGAAAGUUCUGCUAACCAAAUAGCAUAUGCCUUUUGUGAAUAUGAAAACCCAGAAAUGGCUUUAAGAGCCAUUCAUGCAUUGAAUGACUUUGUUUUUAGAGGCCAACUGAUAAAAGUUGAUUCUGCUGCAAGUGGUAAAAGUAAAGAAGAGCUAGAAAAUUUUCUUCAAGGUGGACUUAGCAUAUCAAAAAUGGAUACUGAAAAUAUAGCACUUGAUGCUACAACUGAAAAAGCUCCUGAAGAAAUAUCAAAAGCUGUGGCAAGUCUACCGCCAGAGCAAAUGUUUGAAUUAAUGAAACAAAUGAAAAUGUGCAUCGAAAACAAUCCUCAUGAAGCUCGAAAUUUACUUCUUCAGAAUCCCCAACUCGCAUAUGCUUUGCUUCAAGCUCAAGUGAUAAUGCACAUAGUUGACCCUGAAGUUGCUCUUAAAAUACUUGACAGGCCAUUAGUAGUUCCAACUGCUGCGAAUAAUGCACCAGCUUCAGAAGCAGCUGCUGUUCCCGGAGAUGCACCUCCCACUAAUGCAAUGGAAACAAAUACAGCUUUCUUCCCUGGAGGAAUACCUGUGCAGUCUAAUCCUCCUGCUGUAAAUCAAACACCUGCAUUAGUACCUCCCAGUAUGCUAUCUAAUAUGAUGGCUAAAGGUUUUUCUAUGAACAUUGAUCAAGAUAUGAGACAACCAAUGAGAGAUUCUGAUAUGAGAAACUUGCCUAUCCCAGAAGGUAAUAACCAUUUAUUCGAUCCAAGAUUUCGUGCGGGUAUUGAUCCUAGAAUGCUGCAAGGACCUAAUUCUAAAAUGCAAGAUCCAAGGAUUAUGCCUGUACUUGAUCCUAGAGGAAUAUCUGGCCCUGACCCACGAGGAAUGCCUGGUAUGGAUCCUAGAAGUCUUUCAAACUUAGAUCCAAGAGCAAUCACAGGUCCUGAUUCAAGGGGAAUAUCUGUUCCUGAUCCUAGAGGAUUGCCUGUUCCAGAUCCUAGGGGAAUUUCUGCUUCCAACCCAAGAGGUAUGCUUUUUCCAGAUCCUAGAGGAGUACCAGUUUCUGAUCCAAGAGCAAUGCCUAAUUCAGAUCCUAGAGGAAUACCAGUUUCUGAUCCAAGAGGGAUGCCCAUUUCAGAUCCAAGAGGAAUGCCCAUUUCAGAUCCUAGAGCAAUGUCCAUUUCUGAUCCUAGAGCAAUGUCUGGUACCGAUCCUCGCACUAUGAUUAGUCAUGAUCCUAGAACAGUGCCAAAUUCUGAUCCCAGAGCUGCAGCAAAUCCUGAUCCUAGAAUUUUGCAAAAUCUAGAUCCUAGAUCCUUAAACUCCUCCGAUCCCAGAGCAAUGCGUGGCCAGUUGCCAGACCCAAGAGUAGGACCAGUGAUUGAUCCAAGAAUCUCCUCUGCUCAAAAUCCUAAAGCUGGUGCAAUGGAAGGAAGAUCAGAUCCCAGGAUGAUGAGUGGAGUAGCAGACCCCAGAAUGUUGCAAGGAGAUCCUCGUGGACUUUCUAAUUCGGAUCCUAGAGCUCGACAGGGCUCUGAUCCGAGAGUUAAGCCUGCUCCAAUUGAAGAUCCUCGUAAACCACCAAUAUUAGAUGGUGCUUCAGCAUCUGCUUCUAGAUUACCUGCAGGUCCUAGAGUACCUAUUAUUAAAAGUGAACCUGGAACUACUGUUGCUCCUUCAAAUGCACCUGAUAUUCUUCCUGGAAUGUUUCCAACAUCAAUGCCUCAAGAUAAAGAGAAGGCUGCCCUAAUUAUGCAAGUUCUUCAACUUUCUGAUGAACAAAUUUCGAUGCUGCCUCCUGACCAGAGGCAAAGUAUUUUAAUAUUAAAAGAGCAGAUUUCUCGAAGCCAACUUGCCUGAGAAGAAACUUAAAUGCUAACUUUAUGUAAAUAAACCUGUGCUUAUAUGUUAUUUUGAAUUUACUUUUAAUUUUUUUGGAACAAUAAAAUUGCAUAUGUAAGUUUCGUUUUUAA
Messenger RNA from Parasteatoda tepidariorum (common house spider), 2059 nucleotides. RefSeq lists its product as uncharacterized. Lineage: Eukaryota; Metazoa; Arthropoda; Arachnida; Araneae; Theridiidae. The record is from RefSeq and is a predicted model, not a curated record. Gene Ontology annotation, biological process: mRNA 3'-end processing. Gene Ontology annotation, molecular function: mRNA binding. Gene Ontology annotation, cellular component: mRNA cleavage and polyadenylation specificity factor complex.